UGUGAAUAUUGUACAGCAUACAAUAUACAUAAAAUAUAUAGAAAAUUAAAACAUUACAAGAAUUAAUAGAAUAUUGUAAAGUAAGAAAAUUUAGAUUUGAAAACGUUUGAUCAAUGAAAAGAUAUAGUGCGGACUGGAAACUUCUGUCAUGAUGUAAAGACUUUUCUCUUAUUAAGCAUUAUUACGUUGUGAUCGUGAAGUGACAUAAUUCGCUAUUCAAAUUUGAAAAAACUAUAUUAGAGAUAUAAACAAAAGUAACUUGAAAGUCGAUCAAGAUUGUAGCUAUAAGAAAAUUGAAAUUUUUUAGCAAAAAGUAUUGAGUAAAGAUCAUGUAAGAAAAUGCAGGCAUCGCGAAUCUGUGAAUGGGGAUAUGCUACGACAGGUUUUCCACAGAAACCUCUAGCACGGAUUGGCAGGUCUUCCAAGCCAUAAAGACCAGCAUUCAUGGCGAGUGGCGGCUCGCAGUGAAGCUGCGCGCCGUUACCCGGACGACCGGAGAGGGCUGGACCAGCGCUAGCGCGUUUUCAUAGGGAGAGGAGACGAGGGUUGCAAAGAGGAGGAGUGGGUGGGCACAGUGGUGUGCAUCCGGGGGAUAGGCCACCGUCGAGAAUUUCACAGAGAUGGAGUUUCUACAGAAUCAUCAUGCGGUUAACACCUCCGCACCGCCGUAUACCUUGGGCACAGGUUCUGUAGAUAACAUCGAGGCAACUAUCUCAUCUAGCCUCUGUUCUGGAUCACUAGGAGUAUUUUCGGGUGACGACGGUCUAUCAACCGAUAAUCAGAACGAGGAGGUAGCCGUCCUAGGCACUGCUCUACAGGGCACGCUGCGUUUGCAGGACCUGCAGAGUUCACCAACUGAUAUCGGCGCAGACCAAGGACAACAACUUCCAAUUUCUUGUCAGACCGUGAACGAAUUUGGCGGCAGCUUUUGGGUUGACGAUAUGGCAGGCUUUCCUCUACCCCCGUUGGAUCUGGACCCUUUACCCCCUGGGUUGUUCAGUCCGUGCUCAGGAACGUAUAACUGGAGUUGCUCGCGCAGUGAAUGCAUGCCAAGGACGAACAAUGGCGCAAAUGGUGAGGGUGUUGCCGACGUUCUUUUAUCUCUGAAACAUGCAGUGGUACAUCCUGGAAGUCCAACAGCUGGUUACUAUAGCACCGGUGCUGGCUCUGCUGCAACUCAUCACUAUUCACAGGAUUACGUACAAAAUUUGGGCCCAUCAGUCCCAGGUCCAGGUCACUACAGUUCCGCAUCCGCCGCCAUGUCCGUCAAUGUGUCGAUGAACAUGACUAUGAACAUGAAUAUGCACUCCGGAUACGAACAAAGUUAUUCCUCAACGUGGGGCGUGGAACCUCUCCUUAGUCCCGCCCCUCAGUACGGCAAUCCGGUAGAGGUGGCGGCACAAACGACUGCAAGAGUAAAUCAAGGCGCGCCGGCCAAUAGCGGUCUGAUCAGUCAUCCCCAUUCCCAUCCCCAGCCACAUCACAGUGGGGGUCGAUUGCAGCUCGGGGGUGAACAUACAAUCUGUAUAAACACUACGGGUCCAGCCGCCGGUAACAUCGCUCCCGAAGAUAAUGGCAGACCCAAUCUAUGCAGGAUAUGUGGCAAAUCCUAUGCCAGACCUAGUACUCUCAAAACUCACUUACGCACCCAUUCUGGAGAGAAGCCGUUCAGGUGUCACGCGUGCUCGAAGGCAUUUAGCCAGGCAGCCAAUCUGACCGCACAUGCGAGGACGCACUCUGGUGAAAAACCUUUCCGAUGUCCGGUAUGUGACAGAAGAUUUUCACAAAGCAGCUCAGUAACCACGCAUAUGAGGACACACUCGGGUGAACGACCUUACAGGUUUGUAUUCCAAAUAUUUUAAACAAAAGAAAAAUCAUUAUUAACCCUUACUCCCAUAAUUCUUUGUUCCUCAUUCCCCAUGGGAUCAUCCGCGUUUUAAGGUUCAUUCUACAAUGGCAAUAGUAGUAGUAGAUUAAGGAGUAAACAUGAAACGUAGGCAAUAAAAUUAAGGAGUUCUUAUGUCCGAGUGUCUAUAACGGCGUGUAAUAAAAGUUAUAAUAAUCAAUUGCACUAGUUUUCGUAUUAUUACUAAGCUCUCAUUAGCUAAGAGUAAAAAUAAAUCAUAGGAAAUUGCUUUUACCUAUUCCGUUUACUCCGACGUUACUCCAUAAUCCACUAUUACUACCGUCAUUAUAGACGGACCUUUACACUUUUAUUAAAGAAUAUUUUAUAGGGAGUAAGGAUAUAUGAUAAUGUAAAUUUUAAUCCUUGAUUUGUAGCAAUUUUGAUGAAGGAGGGGGAAGGGAUAUUAAUUUAAAUUCUUAUUUAUGUUUUUACAUAUUAGUUGGUAAAUAGUGCAAUAUUGAAAUACCGGAUGAGUACUAUAACUUAAAACGGCAAUUUUUAGAAAAAAAUCUUUUUUAAUUGAACGUUGAAAAAUAUAUAAAAGUUAAGAAAUAUUAAAAAAGUUUUUUUAAUAUAAUACAUAAUGUUAUAUAUUAUAUAUUACUAUAUAAAAUAUUAUUUAUUAUAUAAUGUACUAUAUAUACUACAUAUUUUGAAAUAUCCCGAAUAUCGAACAAAUUUCUCGCAAGAAUUUCCCUUUACAACACGCGAUCGUCGGUACGAGCUCACACACAAAGAAACUUCGAAACGAAAUCAGACUCGAAAUGCUAGUAAACGGCGAACAAUUCGCCGUUCGCAUUCAAUAUUCGUUAGCACACACACACAUACACGCACGCGCGCGCACACAUACACACACACACACACACACACACUCUCUCUCUCUCUCGUUCUCCGCAAGCAAAAUACCAUAACUCAAUAAGAAACGUGCGAUCUGAGAUGUGUGAUCGCUAGACAAGGACACAAAUAGACGAAACUGAAUAAAACGAGUAAAAUUAAGACAAAACAUAACGCUUGGCUGUGGUGUCGACAGCGUUUUAAUUACGAGGGUAGUCCGAUAAGUACUUAGGCUACAAAAAAAAACGAAAAUUUGGGAAA
Messenger RNA from Solenopsis invicta (red fire ant), 3001 nucleotides. Its product is annotated as protein glass. Bases 621 to 1862 code for a protein of 413 amino acids. Lineage: Eukaryota; Metazoa; Arthropoda; Insecta; Hymenoptera; Formicidae. Gene Ontology annotation, biological process: central nervous system development; regulation of transcription by RNA polymerase II. The record is from RefSeq and is a predicted model, not a curated record. Gene Ontology annotation, molecular function: RNA polymerase II cis-regulatory region sequence-specific DNA binding; DNA-binding transcription factor activity, RNA polymerase II-specific. The transcript has 6 exons. Gene Ontology annotation, cellular component: nucleus.